UUACAUUUUUAGCUGCAACAUACUAAGGAGGGAGAGGAGCUUUAGCGAGGAAGGUAACCCUGGUUUUGGCGCUGGGGGUCACUUGGAUAUCGUUCAGGGGUCUAUUGGUGGUUUGAAGACUUUGUCAACAAUGCCUGCAUACAGUGAAGACAAAUGUGUCGCUAAGAGUUCUCUUAUGCAGGAUUUUCGAGUUCAGUUGGAGAGUGACAACGGGGCCGUCCAGAACGGAACACGGAGGCCUACCAAAGAGACGCACAUCAUGGCUCGGGGUGAAGGAUGCGGGGACGGUUGCAAGAAGUGCGAGUGUAGCGGACGAUGCUGUAAGAAAUGGCUGAAGAACAAUUUGUUGCUGAUAUUGAUGCUGGUGUCCAUGGUGGCUGGGAUCGGACUGGGUGUUGGCCUGAGAUACGUAGAGCCCCGCCUCACUGACAGGGAUAUCAUCUACCUCAAGUUCCCCGGCGAUCUUCUGCUUCGGAUGCUCAAGAUGUUGAUUCUUCCGCUGAUUAUCUCGAGUUUGAUCUCUGGUUUGGCAGCUCUGGAUACCCGAGCGUCUGGCAGCAUGGGCGCUAAGGCUGUCUUAUAUUACCUCACAACAACCGUCUCAGCUGUGAUCCUGGGCAUCGUACUCGUGGUGUUGAUUAAACCUGGUGAGCAGAAAGGAGGAACUAUUGACCGCGUUGGCAGCUCAAAGAUCGUCAAUCCAGCUGAUGCUCUCAUGGAUCUUGUCAGGAACAUGUUCCCAGAAAAUCUUGUUCUAGCUUGUUUUAAACAGACUAAAACUGAACAGGUGCCAAUACCGACACUGGCUCCACCAACAUUGGCCUCAAAUGUCACAAUUUCUCCUAACGCCACGGACGCACCCAUGCAAUACAGACCAGUGACGGGCACGUCAGACGGCACCAAUGUCUUGGGUAUCGUGGUCUUCUCCAUCGCCUUCGGGAUGAUCAUCAGCAGGAUGGGUGAGAAGUGCCGCCCUCUGGUGGCAUUCUUUAGUGCAAUGAACGAGGCGGUCAUGGCGCUUAUUGGCCUGGUGAUUUGGUACUCGCCCAUCGGUGUACUCUUCCUUGUCGCCUCAAAGAUUGUGGAGAUGGAGAACAUAGAGACCGCCCUACAACAGCUAGGCCUGUAUAUCGCCACGGUUCUUGCCGGCCUUGCAAUCCAUGGAUUCAUCAUCUUGCCAUUACUCUACCUUAUAUUCGUCCGUAAAAAUCCCUUUAAAUUCGUAGCAGGCAUUUUGCAAGCUUUGGUAACAGCAUUGGCCACUGCCUCGAGCUCUGCCACACUUCCGGUGACGUUCCGCUGCCUGGAGGAAAAUCUAAAAAUAGAUCGCCGCGUGACCCGUUUCGUCCUUCCUAUUGGUGCAACCAUCAACAUGGAUGGUACCGCCCUCUAUGAAGCUGUCGCCUCAAUCUUUAUCGCCCAGGUCAAUGGAAUCUGGCUGAACAUUGGGCAGAUUAUAAUUGUUAGUAUCACAUCGACGGCAGCCUCGAUUGGAGCAGCCGGUGUGCCACAAGCUGGUCUUGUGACCAUGGUGAUCGUAUUAACAGCAGUCGGCUUACCAACAGAAGAUAUCACACUCAUUCUUGCCGUUGAUUGGUUCCUGGACCGCUGUCGCACCACUAUCAAUGUUCUCGGCGAUGCGAUUGGAGCGUCCAUCAUCGACAAGUAUUCACAGGCGACGUUGCGGAAACUGGAUGCGGAGGAUGCCGAGGGCGGGGAUGGGUUUGACUCGAUAGAUAAAAAUGGUUAUCCGAGUGAAGGGCACGACUAUCAUGGAUCUAAUGCGACUAACACCACAAACUUAUAAAUUGGUAAUCUUGAUUGAUUUAUUUUGUGUACAGUCAUUGACUGAUCAUCCGAGACAAUUAUAUGUGCAUUGUACAGUGUAUAUAUAUAUAUAUAGGCAGCCGAUGGCACAAUUCAAUGCAAGUUCUCAUAACAAACAGACACUGUUGUUCAAAUGGGAUAACGCACAAAGGAAUGGAGUGAAACGACUUUGAUCCGACUGAGAUCAACUUCUGUUCAGUUUGAAGCAUCGGUCGUCACAAACACAUGUAUCAAGUCUUGUAGUCCUCCUUUUACUAUAGCUGGGUGUUUCUGCGGUCCCAUCAUGUGUAGAUGUCUGCGAUGUAAUAAAGAUGUAAAUAAACUGUAUACAAUAAAAAA
This is a messenger RNA of Lineus longissimus, 2166 nucleotides long. Its product is annotated as excitatory amino acid transporter 3-like. Gene Ontology annotation, biological process: L-glutamate transmembrane transport. Gene Ontology annotation, cellular component: plasma membrane. The transcript has 9 exons. The record is from RefSeq and is a predicted model, not a curated record. Gene Ontology annotation, molecular function: glutamate:sodium symporter activity; L-glutamate transmembrane transporter activity; neutral L-amino acid transmembrane transporter activity. Bases 131 to 1807 code for a protein of 558 amino acids. Lineage: Eukaryota; Metazoa; Nemertea; Pilidiophora; Heteronemertea; Lineidae.